AUGAGUACCACCACCACUGCGACGCAGACUCAAUCUGCGUACACCGAGGACAUCCUCCGCCUUUUCCCCGAGAUCAACACACAACUCGCAACGCAGUCCCGAUCAGCGACACAGGACAACGACCUCGCCGGUUACGAUGAGGAGCAGAUCAGGUUGAUGGACGAAGUGUGCAUCGUCCUUGAUGAAGACGACAACCCCAUUGGAAGCGCCAGCAAAAAAGUCUGUCAUCUCAUGGAAAACAUCAACAAAGGCCUUCUUCAUCGAGCAUUCUCCUGCUUCCUCUUCGACUCACAGAACCGGCUAUUGCUGCAACAAAGGGCAACGGAGAAGAUCACGUUCCCUGAUCUCUGGACAAACACAUGCUGUUCUCAUCCUCUGGGAGUUCCCAGCGAGACUGGAGCUACAUUGGAGGCCGCUGUCGCAGGCGUUAAGCGUGCGGCAGUGCGCAAACUUGAUCACGAGCUUGGAAUCAACGCCGCACAGGUUCCCAUCGAGAAGUUCGACUACCUGACCCGCAUUCACUACAUGGCGCCGAGCGACGGAAAGUGGGGCGAACACGAGAUUGACUACAUUGUCUUUAUCAAAGCCGACGUAGAUCUGAACAUUAACCCGAACGAGGUUCGCGACUCCAAAUAUGUGUCGGCAGAUGAGUUGAAGGCAAUGUUCGAGGACGAUCAGUACAAAUUCACUCCAUGGUUCAAGCUUAUCUGUCAAAGUAUGCUGUUCGAGUGGUGGGCGCAUCUCAACGAUGGUCUGGAGAAGUACAUGGGCGAGACAGAGAUUCGUCGCAUGUAA
Dissoconium aciculare CBS 342.82 is the source of this 795-nucleotide messenger RNA. Its product is annotated as IDI1, isopentenyl diphosphate:dimethylallyl diphosphate isomerase. The record is from RefSeq and is a predicted model, not a curated record. Gene Ontology annotation, cellular component: cytoplasm. The transcript has a single exon. Gene Ontology annotation, biological process: isopentenyl diphosphate biosynthetic process; isoprenoid biosynthetic process. The coding region runs from base 1 to 795 and encodes 264 amino acids. NCBI's taxonomy places the organism in Eukaryota, Fungi, Ascomycota, Dothideomycetes, Mycosphaerellales, Dissoconiaceae. Gene Ontology annotation, molecular function: isopentenyl-diphosphate delta-isomerase activity.